AAACGACAAUUCCCAUGAUGCAUCUGCACUACAGUGGCCGCUGGACGGGGGAAGGGAAGCUGAGAUUGGAGGGAGAAACAAUCAGAAACUGAGAUUCUAAUGCAUGUGCGACCCCCCCUCCCAAAAAAAGAAGACAGCUCAUGAUCCACAUCUGGACACCUGCCCUUCUUGUUUCACAAGAAGCUGAAGAUAACACAGUCAUUUAAAGUGUACUAAUAUCUCCGUGCACUUAUUGGAUUUGUCUUGAGAGCCAAAGUAAUGAAGUGUCUGCUAUGAGGAGACCUCAAGCCUGAAAAGCGAUGUUAUUAUCCAGCUUCUGGGCAUCUCUGACGGCGAUGAGGAGCGAAGCUACUGGCCAAGGGGAUCUGUGGAGGGGAGGAAAGAGGGAGGAUUCCGGGAAAUUUGCCAUUUCCUCUCAGCGCUAGACUGAUAUCUGCACAUUCCUCUCCGUGUGCACACUCAAGGUUAGAAUAUAGGAGGAGGAGGAGGCUGCCACUAUCACCGAGGGAAAACCCGAGAUGUGGACGAUGUGGGUGUCUGUUACCAGUGGGGUGAAGUCUUAACUUAUGACCGUGGACAUCUUCAUCUAUAUGAAGCAUCAAUCUUUGCAGUCACUACACACGUGUGCUCAAGAAACCAUGGUAGUCCUUGUAGCAACUUGUCAGCCCAUCUCAGUCCAGGAUUUCAAAAGGCUUUAGAGGCUCCAAUCGGGAAGACCCUUGCCAGCCAACACAGUCAUAUGCAAUGGAAGAAGACACUGAUGUCACUUUCUACCGUGAGGGACAAAAUGGUUUCUCUCCUGAAUGUAACUCAUCAGAAGAGACCACCAAUGGACACUCGAACGAAAAGCCUGUUAUGAAUGGACUAAUUAUCAGUCACAGUGUCAGAGCUCACACCAAUGACUGUGCACCCCUCACAUCCCUGCCGAUUUCAGCACUGAAGCAGAAUGGUCUCCUGCAGACUCUUGCAGCAGGAGGGGACCAGACUAAACCUGCAGAAGGAGAUGAGGAGUUGGAAAAGGCCAGACAGGAGUGGGAGGCUCUAGAAAAUAUCCAACCAGCUCUCACUGAUGACUCAAACCCUACACCGCUCAUCUCUUUCAAUGAAGCUCUUCAGUACUUCCAGACUACAGAUCUCGGGGACUUGCUUAAGAACAUCCAGCCAACUAUUCGCAGGACAGGUCUCGCUGCCAUCACACACUUCCUUUUUGGGCCCCCUCGACUGAACAGGGAACUCACAGAAGAGCGGGAUCUUGUCUUUGCCAUCGCGCAAUGCCAUGUGGACAACAGCCAGAUAGUCCACAUGCGCGUUCUCCAGACCAUUUAUAAAAGGCUCAUUGGCUGCAGACUGGACUGUCCUCGUUAUGGGACACACUGGGAAAACAUUGGCUUUCAGGGUAUGGACCCAGCUACAGACCUGCGUGGUACUGGUUUCCUGGGACUCAUGCACACAUUGUAUUUUGUGAUGGACCCAGAAACUCUGCCCUUGGCUCGAGACAUCUACAAGUUGUCCCAACACCCUACACAGAACUUUCCAUUCAGUGUGAUGUCAAUCAACAUGACGCGCAUCGCUCUGCAGGUGCUCAGAGAAGAGGCCUUGUCAAAGGAGUGCAAUCGUCGACAGCAAGUUGUUGGUGUGCUGAAUGAAUUUUACGUGGCCACGUACCUGCACCUGUACCAACUGUGGAAGACGCAACAGAAAACCAUUGCUGACUCUGGCUUUGUGAUAAAAGAAGUGGAGCUGUUCGCCAAAAAGAACCCAAAGCAGAUGCUUCGCCGACUAGAGGUCUUCCUGAAAGAGAGACGGGCAGGUGGAGUCCCCCGUGGGACGUCGCCAGAGCCACCGGCUCAGCAACCUUCUCCCAACGUGGAGGAACGAGCAGCCAGAGUGACGAGUGGGCAGGGAAGCAAAGCAAAAGAGAUGCACUUCACAGGGGUGUGUGAGCUACCAUCUGACAUGGAGGGUGAUGCCAGACUCAUUUAAGCCUGUCUGCGUGCGUCUGUCUGUAUGUCUGUCUGUCUGUCUGUGUCUUAUGGAGAGCUAGAUGAAGAACACACUAUCCAACACGUUCCCCAACCCUUUGAAGAUGGGGUGCUGCACUUUGCUAAGGUUUAUUUUUUGGUGUUAGUAUUUUGUAGUUAGUCAUAUAGCCCUCAUUGUUUGAAUUAUUUAUUCCAACACAGAACAGUCAAACAAAUGAAGAUGAUACAGGAUGUCACAAAACAAAAACAUAAAUAUUUGCACUUUUCUUAAAAUUGAGUGCUCAAUUGAAAUCGAAAUGAAGUUAUCAUGGUCACAACUUAGUCCAUGUGGAGUUAAGGCCUCUCAGCCUUCUUAUGUUGGCGUCGCAGGUGGCCUGAGGCUCACUUUUGUUCGAGCAACUACACAACCGCAAUGCGGCGGAAGGGCACCACCAUCAGACAUGUUUUCAAUGCUCAUCUCCACAGGGUCAUAACCAGCAGCACAACACUUGAUCAGGUCACAGGCAGUGAGCUUGGAGCGGGUUUCAUGUUAGUUUGCCUUGACGUUUUGACCCCUUUGGAUUCCCUAUUAGUUGGUUGAAAAUGUAAUGUAAGGGGAGAAAAUGGGGUUCAGACUGCAGAGACUCUUGGUGUCACAGAAUUGGUCUAGUCAUCCAUUCACUUGAUAGUUAUGAUCGACCCAAAAAAAAUGUAUAUUUUAGCUGCUUCAGUUGAAAAUGCUUUUUCUUUUUCCCCCCAGAAGAUAUGUAAUAAUAAGAAUGGUUUUAACCCAACACAGGGAAAUCCUACACACAUUCUCAGCCCAUCAUAAACGUUUGAUAAGGCUUACUCUGAAAGUCUGAUAUAAGCUUUUUUUCCAUUAGUAAGCAUGUGAUUGUAUAUAUAUUUUUUUUAGGGAGGGGGGGUGGAUUUGUAUGUAUGAAUGGCAAAAUGAUUGAGCUGACGUUGAAGGGUGCCUCCCCUAAAUACUAUGGUACGGUAUGCAAUUCCAGCUCACACUCAAUGAUAAUCAAAGUGUCAGUGCUGUGUGACCAUAGACAUUGUUCCUAACUUCAGGGCUUGUGUGUUUGUUCAAGUGAACAUCCAGGUGUGUUUGUGUACUUUUGUGUGUGUGUGUGUGGGGGGGGGGGGGGGGGGGAUAAAAUGAGUCUUAGUGAAGACAUCUAAAGAAAAAGUGAGGACAUUUUAGGCUGUUGUCACCAUUUAAAGGGCAGUUUGACUUGUCUGGUUAAGCUUUUUAUGUAAGGCAGUACGAAUGUCAUCAAUAAGUUAGAAAGUAUACAUGUGAGACGGUGUCUUUUUUUGACAGGAAUUGCCUACAAAUGGAGUACUUUCCUCUGCACACAAAAAUCCAGCUUUACUAAGUACUUGACCCGUCCAGCUGCAAACAUGGUACUACAGAUUUUAAAAUGGUACUUGGAAUGAACAUGAAGAAAAAAAGUCCAAUUGGAAAAGUCAAAUCAAGAAAAGAUGGCUGGCCAAGCACGGGUUGAGGGUCCUCGGCAAAGCUGGUUCGUGCUUUGUGCUCGCGUGAAACUGUCUCCCAUGUUUGUAGUCUCAGUCUGUAGCAUGUUCAGGUAGCACUAGUACUGUAGCAUCCUAUAGCCGCCUCCUUUGUGAAGCUUGUUGAUGUCACGUUGACGUCGGUUUGUCGUGUCAAUGAGUGCGCAGACCUUUACUACUAUAGCACAUUCAUCUUUCAUGAACCCUCCCAAGUAGAGACAUUUGAGGCUUGUGGAGAUUGGCUGGACAUGUGAUUGAGUUCAACUUUGUCUUCUGAGAAGGUAACAGUUGAAAGGGUGCCUCCAUCCCAUAGAAUCAUGUAUGGUCGAGUGUUCGCUUCCUCCCUUUUUUUUUUUGUUUCUUGUAAUUUGCGCGUUUCGCCUCAGUGCCACAGUAACCUGUGUUGUUGCAAGUCAGUAGACAGCCUGCUGACCUCAAAUAGGUCUGUUGUACCGUUUCCAGUCUUCAUCUUGUCACAAAUGACACGGCACGGUUAGGCCAAUUAUUUGAAGGCGUUGUGCGACCGAUGAGGAACUUUGCACUGUUGUAGAUAAAACUGUAUGUGUGACGUAUGCAAAAGGGCCACCUUCUGGAGCCAUUUGCGGCCACCUCAUCGAGUCAGGUCACCUUAACCCUCCCGCCCACCUCCCUUGUCCCAAACAUUGCACCACACUGAUCCGGCGCUUGGUUUUCUUCUUUUUGAAGCUAAGGAGCAGUACAGUGUCUGUAAAUCAGGAAGUUUGUACAUAGAGAAUUAAUGAUUGUAAGAUGAAUGAUUGUCUGUAGGGCAUUAUACGAAAAUACAUUGCUUACCUCAAGACUUAAGACAAAUCUCUCCUUUCUCUCCUUAUAUUUAUUUGGCCUUUCAUUACAUCGUUCUAUAUUUGCUUAUACUCUUUCACCCACUGGACUCGUUAUAUAAUGUACAGAGGAUAUUAAACCGCUCACGCACGACAUACUACUAUAAUAACAGAAGCAAGUCCAUGACUCAAGUGUGUAUUAUGUCAUUACUAUAUAGGCCCUUAGACAUCUGCAAAUGAAACGCACUUUCUUCUAAACUUUGAAUUGGCCAUGUUGGAAUGCGCUGGUUUUGUCUUGUGGCUUUGAUGACGGUCGAGUAUCAUUUGCUGUGAUUUAAGUGUUGGGUGUCAGAGAAAUAAUGCAGUCUUAAGAGCUACAAACAAACUGCUCAGUCAGCACAUGAUUGAUUGUAAGGCUGUGGUCAUUAUGCUUUCAAGUACCCAGACAAGUUCUAAUUCAUCUUCUCAUUACCACCAACCUUUACUGUUCAUCAGCAGUUGUCCUGGAUUAUAUUUUUGCUUUCGAACAUCCCAGAUUGCAUGACUCGAGAAAAGAGAAACAAACGGGUUUUCGCAGGAUGCCAGACCCACGAGAGGUGCCGUUUGAAGUUCCGCUUGCAAACCGGCAGUGACUUGGCAAAUACAAUCACAUCUCUCGACAACACCCUGCGCUUUAUACUUUUUGAAGCUGUUUUGCUGUCAUGGUCUUUGUCAUGUCCCUCAGAGAAUUUUAUGACUGUACCUUGAUUGUAGAUGCCCUAUUUUAUACUGAGAGUUAUUUGAGAAUACAGUAUGUGCUGUUGUACAUUAAAUGUAUUGUAUGGAGAAAGCUAAAUAAAUGCUGUUGAAAACUAAGAA
Molecule: messenger RNA, 5143 nt
Organism: Syngnathus typhle (broad-nosed pipefish)
Lineage: Eukaryota; Metazoa; Chordata; Actinopteri; Syngnathiformes; Syngnathidae
Gene: elmod3
Product: ELMO/CED-12 domain containing 3
Exons: 13
Coding region: 745-1983 (412 amino acids)
Source: RefSeq, a predicted model, not a curated record